AUGAGAGAGGAAAGAGAGGCAGACCUAGCUAACGAAUCACCAUUUUUCGACUUCCAGACCAGACUUACAAAGACAAGAAAGCACAGAGGCCAUGUCAGUGCCGGUCACGGUCGUGUAGGAAAGCACAGGAAGCAUCCCGGUGGUCGUGGUCUUGCUGGUGGUCAACAUCACCACCGAACCAACAUGGACAAGUACCAUCCCGGUUACUUCGGUAAAGUCGGUAUGCGAUACUUCCACAAGCUACAGAACCAGUUCUGGAGACCGGUUCUGAAUCUCGACAAACUGUGGACAUUGAUCCCCGCCGAAUCGAGGGAGAAGUACUUGAGCGCUGGAAAGACCGACACCGCUCCAGUUAUUGAUCUACUGGCAAACGGAUACUCCAAGCUUUUGGGCAAGGGAAGACUACCGGAGGUCCCGGUCAUUGUCAAGGCUAGAUUCGUCUCUAAGCUAGCUGAGAAGAAGAUCAAGGAGGCUGGCGGUGCUGUCGAAUUAGUAGCCUAA
Orbilia oligospora ATCC 24927 is the source of this 501-nucleotide messenger RNA. RefSeq lists its product as uncharacterized. Gene Ontology annotation, biological process: translation. Gene Ontology annotation, molecular function: structural constituent of ribosome. The record is from RefSeq and is a predicted model, not a curated record. Gene Ontology annotation, cellular component: ribosome; cytosolic large ribosomal subunit. The coding region runs from base 1 to 501 and encodes 166 amino acids. The transcript is spliced from 4 exons. NCBI's taxonomy places the organism in Eukaryota, Fungi, Ascomycota, Orbiliomycetes, Orbiliales, Orbiliaceae.